AAACUAAUUAUGCCGCUUUCCCGGGAAGGCAGAUAAGCGGGAGGCGGAGGACUUGACAAGUGAGAGGGGUGGCGCGCGCUGGCGCCUAGCCAAGCCUAGCCUGGCCCGCCCCUCCAUUUCUUUCCAGUCUGACUCUGCCCACUGGAUCCCCGGGCUGGUUUGCUAAGCCUUUCCCGCGAGCCGCUUCCCAGCAGCCAUGAACCGCGCGGGGAAGAAAAAUGAAGAGACUCUCAUCGAGAUGGGGCAGACCAACGACGGAGAAGAAAGUAAUGGACCUUUGUUUGAAACUACAUCAAAUACAGAAUCAGAAUUUCCUAGCAAUUCUGAGGGCCUAAGUACCACUGAGACCACAGUGCUCAUCUCUGACCUUCAAGGGAAGUCUGGAAGGAGAUUCAAUCUGUUCCUGAAACGACGUCUCAGGAUUGAUAAGAGACAUCAAAGCAAGGAUUCUGUUUUCUUCAGAGAUGGUAAACGGAGAAUAGACUUUGUACUUACUUAUGUGGAUGACCCAAAAAUUGAUGGAGAAAAAAAAUUGGAUCGAAGGCGAAUGUUUGAGAACAAUCUAGUAAAGAAAGGUCUGGAACUAGAAACCGAAGACAAGAAGGAAUCUGAAAAUGGCAAAACGUAUUUUGUGAAGAUUCACGCCCCGUGGGAAAUUCUGAUCACUUAUGCAGAAGUGCUAAACAUCAAAAUGCCCAUCAAGGAGAAUGAUAUUCCCUGUAUGGUGGAAAACCCAUUGGACUGCAUAUUCUGGCCAUUUAGACUACCUGAGAUUGUGAUGCACCCUGAACCGGACUACUUUACAGCACCAUUUAGCAAAGAAAGACAGGAAUUGUACCUCAUUGAUGAUGAGAAUAUGUUUUUUUCGCCAUCUGUCAGAAACAGAAUAGUUUUUUAUAUUUUAACAAGGUGCCCAUAUGGAACAGAAGAAGGGAAGAAGAAGUUUGGAAUCAAAAGACUUCUAAAUAAUGGCACCUACUCUUCUGCUUACCCUCUUCAUGAUUGUCAGUACUGGAAGAAGUCAAAUGAUCCAAAGUGUGAAAAUGAAAGAUAUACCUUACAUAGGGAAUGGGCCCGGUUUCCUAGAUUUUACAAGGAACAGCCCUUGGAUCUUAUCAGGAAAUAUUACGGAGAGAAGAUUGGAAUCUAUUUUGCCUGGCUGGGUUUUUAUACUGAGAUGCUGUUCUUUGCAGCUGUUGUUGGCUUCAUUUGUUUUCUGUAUGGUUUGUUCACAAUGAAUGAAAAUAUGAGCAGCAAAGAAAUAUGUCAUCCCGGUAUUGGUGGUGAAAUUAUCAUGUGUCCAUUAUGUGAUCGAAAAUGCGAUUACUGGAGAUUGAAUUCUACUUGUGAGUCUUCACAGUAUUCCCAUUUGUUUGACAAUGUGGCAACCCUCUUUUUUGCAAUAUUUAUGGGCAUCUGGGUUACACUUUUCUUGGAAUUUUGGAAGCGAAGACAAGCUCGACUUGAAUAUGAGUGGGAUUUGGUUGAUUUUGAGGAAGAACAGCAACAACUCCAACUUAGACCAGAGUAUGAAGCAAAAUGUACUCAAAAGAGGAAGAAUCCAGUAACUCAGGAGUUAGAACUGUUUAAGAGGAAGAGCAUUCAUGACUAUGGAAAACUGAGCUUGUUGUACUGUGGAAUAUUUUUUUGGAUCUCUUUAAUCAUAGCAAGCAUGAUAGCUGUGAUAGUUUACCGCCUUGCAGUCUAUGCUGCUUUUGCCAGCAUUAUGGAGAACACAGAAACGCUGCAACCCAUUCGAGGUUUGUUGACACCACAACUGGCAACGUCAGUCACAGCAUCAUUCCUCAAUUUUAUCAUCAUUAUGAUACUGAAUUUCCUAUAUGAGAGGAUAGCCAUCUGGAUCACAGAUAUGGAAAUACCAAGAACCCACUAUGAAUAUGAAAACAGACUUACUAUGAAGAUGUUCCUCUUUCAGUUUGUCAACUACUACUCUUCAUGCUUCUAUGUAGCUUUUUUCAAAGGGAAAUUUGUAGGAUACCCUGGUUCUUAUACAUACAUGUUCAGUCGCUGGAGAAAUGAAGAGUGUGAUCCUGCAGGAUGCUUGAUAGAACUGACCACCCAGCUCACCAUUGUCAUGGCUGGCAAACAGAUCUGGGGUAAUAUUCAAGAAGCCAUAGUCCCCUGGAUUUGUAAUUGGUGGGGUCGUCGGAAGGCGAAACAUAACCCAGAGAAUUUAUACAGUCGAUGGGAGCAGGACCAUGAUUUGCAGAGCUUUGGCGCAUUGGGUCUCUUCUACGAAUACCUAGAAAUGGUUAUUCAGUUCGGAUUUAUUACUCUGUUUGUGGCCUCUUUUCCUUUGGCACCCCUGCUUGCUCUGAUGAACAACAUCUUGGAGAUUAGAGUUGAUUCUUGGAAACUUACAACCCAGUUUCGGAGGCCUGUGGCAGCCAAAGCUCAUAGCAUAGGAAUUUGGCAAGAAAUCUUAAACGGGAUGGCUAUCUUGUCUGUUGUCACAAACGCGUUUAUUGUAGCCUUCACAUCUGAUAUGAUUCCUCGAUUGGUAUACUAUUAUGCCUAUUUUGCGGAUCCUGACUUACCUAUGUCUGGAUACAUUAAUAAUAGCCUUUCAGUAUUCCAAAUCUCAGAUUUUCCUGAAAAAAACAAACCUGAACAGAACCCAGGCAAAUUUACCAGUUGCAGGUACAGGGAUUAUCGAUAUCCACCAGACCAUGAGAAGCAGUACAUGCACACAAUGCAAUUCUGGCACAUCCUGGCUGCAAAAAUGGCUUUUAUAAUUAUUAUGGAGCACGUUGUCUUCAUUGUAAAGUUCUUUGUGGCCUGGAUGAUUCCAGAUGUCCCAUCUGAGGUGAAGGCCAAAAUAAAACGUGAGAAGUACUUAACACAGAAAAUCUUACACGAGUAUGAACUCAAUAAAUUGAAACAGAAGUUGUUUGAAGGUAGGACCUGUGCCAGCAUGGAAAAGGAAGUCAUAGCUAGUGAAGGAAUAGUGGAGUUAUCAGAAGCCAUGUAACUUGAAGAGUGACUCUUUGCCUGGAAUUCCAGCCUGUGAAAGUUUGUUGUCCAGAAUCUCCAAUGAGCUCUAUCCACAGUAUGCCUUGAAAGCUGUCUGGUAUUUUUAACCCAUCUUAUUUCCUAAAAAUAUUUAGGAAAGAGACAAUAUGGUUUGACUGUUGGGCAGUCAACAGACCUUUUUUUCCCCCUUUUCUUUGGGUUCCUUUAACUUUGAAGGCUUCAGCUUAUGGCACUGCAUUCUCUUUUCUACUGCCAUGUCUUUGUAAGACUAUGCUUUCUUGGAGAUAACUAUUAUCUUAAGUGCUUUUGUAAUGAAUAGUUCCCAGAUUUCUGUGAUGUAAGCAGGAGUUCAAAGUCAUAAACUGCCAAGAGUGAAAAGGGCUUGUCCCUGGUUAGGUUUGGGGAGUUGCCAAGAAAGAUACAAAUGUCUCCCAACCCAGAUUUUUAUGAAUGCGUGUAUAAAUCAAAUGAUAAGGCCAAGAGUCUGAUGUGAGGUCUUCCACUUAUUGCACAGCCAACCCAUGGUGCUAGAGAUGGAAAGGAAAUUGUAUUAUGUUAUCAUUGUCUUGGGAUUUUAAAGAACACCACAGAUUAUGGCGGCCUUUCUCAUUUUAAUAUGCCUGUUCCUAAAUUUAAAGUCAUACUCAGCCUAUUAAUAAUUAUUAGCUUUGGUGCAAUUGAGAGGAUUUAGCACAGCAAGUACAUAUCUAUUAGAGAAGCUUUUUUGGAAAGUUUCUUCCAAGAGGUAAAUUAAAUAUGAUGUUAGAAAAUCAGAUGCCUUGCUCAGUAUUAAAGAAGUACUAUUCUGUAAUUCUCUGCUUGCCCAUAGGUGCUAUUGUGUUCUUUUUAAGCUUGGGUCUUCAUAAGGUAUUCAAGCAUUUAAUACUUGGAAAAUCUUACACAUAUCAUGAAUACAUUUCUGUUGCACAGAUAUGCACCUUUAAAUGCCUUUUUGAGGUAGACAGUCUAUUUGCAUGAUUUUAAAGGCUUAAAUAAUUGAAUUAUCGAUUAUUUUUCAAUAGGGUACAGUUAGAAUUUGAUUACUUUGCCUUCUAAGUCAAAACUUAAAACCAACAUUAAUAGGAAAUUAGGUUGGAAAUUGUUUGAUUAAAAACCCAAACCACUGAAUUGAUAUGAAUUUUUGUCCACUAUAGGCUAUUUUAACAUACUUAAAUGUUAAAAUAGUAUAUUUUCAAAUACCUAAAGAAGGGCUCUCAACAAAGCCAUUUUUUGUGACUCUGCCUUUGUAAAGAGUAUGUAUUUCUUUGUAAAGAGUAUGUAUUCUUAGUAAUUAAGGAAUUAAAUAUUAUGCACAUUGUUAUAGUCAGAGUCCCCAUGCUAAGAAAUCGUGAUUAUUUUAAGUAUUGUCAAAGGAUGUAUCCUUAAAAGGGAUGUGUUAAAACGAUUUUGCAGAUUUAUUGUCUUAUUUAUCAAUUUUGUGUGUCUUAUAUAUGUGAAAUUAAUUAUAAGCCUUUUACAUUUGGUUUUCUUGUUUUGUUAUAUAAUUUUUAAAAUUGUAACUAUUUUUGAAAAUUCACUACAAUUUUAUAGCCAAAUCUAUUUUACCAUUGCUUAGUGCCUUGUGUAUAUUCACUUAAGAAAGAAAGAAUGGAUGUGAAAAUGUUAGUUCUGUUAAUCAUAUAGCAUAAUGUGAUAUACAAAUCAGUUCACAGAUAUCAUGAGGUUAGCAGCUUUUAUAUUCAAUCAUGUCUAUCAGUAACUUAUCCAGACAGGAGCAAGUUUUGCAAACUUUCAGUUGAGUUCUUUAUAAUCUAAUUGAAUUGUAAUCAAGGAAUACAAACAUUACUGGAUUUGUCAGUCAAAAUGAAGCAUGCUGGACAUCUUAUUUAAUGAUGAUGAAGUAUUUGUAGUAAUCAGCUGUUAAAUAUUGAAAUGCCAGUCAGCCUGUGAAUUAGAAUUUCUGUUUCUGAUAGUAAAAAAGGUAAAAUUAUACACUCCAAAUACUAUGGAAAAAAUGUAACGAAUGAAAAUAUUCUUUUUGAUUGAUGGAAACAGCAUUAUUUCCAGAUUUAUUGCUUACAGUGCUGCCUAAACUGUACAAAAUCCCAAAAUGACCAUGUACAAUGAUACUGUCUGUCAUUUAAUUUUGUUUGCUCAAGUUUUUCUGAAUUGAAUCAUUGUAUAGGUUUUGAAUAAUAUUAACAAAUCCUCAGAGCAAAGUAGUAUUUGGAUUUCAAAACAUAUUUCAAAAUCGGUAUCAAAUAUGUUGCAGCAUCUUCCAUCUUUUUUCAUAUGUAAAUAUAGAAAAUCUUUGGACUAUGCUAUAACUUGUGAUUAGGAUAACCAGCUGCCUAAUCCUUACAAAGAUUGGAUUUCAGUAAUCAUCAUCAUCUCAUCCAGUAUCUUAUUUAUGCAUAGGUCAUAGAACCAAGGCAUAAUUUAUGGUGUUGGGUAUAUGUUUGGGAAAAUAGUAUGACAAUAAUUAUUGUCUUUUGAAUUGUACUGAGAACUAACCUUACUAUCUUUCACAGAUUUUGAAUCAAUUUUUUAUCAUCCUUGUUUAACCUUUUGUUUCUAUUUAUGAUUAGUUUAACGUGCUAAAGAAUACCAUUUUAAUGCAAAAAUGUAUGCAUGGCUAAGAUAAAAACUAUGUAAUGUGAAUUUCAGUUUACCAAAGAUGCAUUGCAGUCCACCAAAUGUCUAUAUACAGUAUGUAGCCAUCACCCACUUUAUAACUUCAUAAUAUCACCGGUUCUUUCUUUAUGAGUGUUCUUAUAAAUGGAGAAUAUGCACUAUUUAUAUCAAUGUCAUAAUUGUCACAAUACUUUGUAACAGAAAGGAGCAAACAGCCAACACUAUCCUAGUUUAAUGAAUUAUCAUUAAAAGCUCUCUUAAUGUUUCAGGUGUGAAACAUUUAUAGGGUUUGUUUGACUUUUUAAUGUCCUAUUCUAAAUAUUUUGUAUUACAUUGAGUUUUUUUAAGGGAUGAGAUGCAAAGAAGAAUGAAAUAGUAUGUGAUUGUGUCAUAACCCACCAUAUAUUGUUAUUUCACAAGUUCAGAUGCUUUUCACAAAAGCAGAUGCUUUAUUGUUUCUUGCCCUCUGUCCAGGAUCAUUGAAAACAGUGGAAUGGGUAACCAAUGUUUAAAAUAAAUUUAUUCUUAAAAUGUUUA
This is a messenger RNA of Crotalus tigris (Tiger rattlesnake), 6126 nucleotides long. It is a transcript of the gene ANO5, whose product is annotated as anoctamin 5. The transcript has 22 exons. Gene Ontology annotation, biological process: chloride transmembrane transport. The record is from RefSeq and is a predicted model, not a curated record. Lineage: Eukaryota; Metazoa; Chordata; Lepidosauria; Squamata; Viperidae. Gene Ontology annotation, cellular component: plasma membrane. Gene Ontology annotation, molecular function: chloride channel activity; protein dimerization activity. The coding region runs from base 197 to 2992 and encodes 931 amino acids.